CGCAUGGACAGAUCUCUCUCUCCGCUUGCUCAGGAACUUUGCUUGUAGCAGCUUUAUCGUCCGUCACCAUGGGAAAGGAGAAGACCCACAUUAACAUCGUGGUUAUCGGCCAUGUCGAUUCCGGUAAAUCCACCACCACCGGGCAUCUCAUCUACAAAUGCGGAGGCAUCGACAAGCGAACCAUCGAGAAGUUUGAGAAGGAAGCCGCGGAGAUGGGGAAAGGUUCCUUCAAGUACGCCUGGGUGCUGGACAAACUGAAGGCUGAGCGGGAACGUGGUAUUACUAUUGAUAUCUCCCUGUGGAAGUUCGAGACCGGCAAAUUCUACAUCACCAUCAUCGAUGCUCCCGGUCACAGGGAUUUCAUUAAGAACAUGAUCACCGGCACCUCCCAGGCUGACUGUGCAGUUCUUAUUGUCGCUGCUGGUGUGGGAGAGUUUGAGGCUGGUAUCUCAAAGAAUGGUCAAACCAGAGAGCAUGCCCUUCUUGCAUUCACACUAGGAGUUAAACAACUAAUUAUUGGUGUCAACAAAAUGGAUUCCACAGAGCCACCUUACAGCCAGAAAAGGUUUGAAGAAAUCACCAAAGAAGUUAGCUCAUACAUCAAGAAAAUUGGCUACAACCCAGCUACAGUAGCAUUUGUGCCUAUCUCUGGAUGGCAUGGUGACAACAUGUUGGAGGCUAGCAGUAAGAUGUCAUGGUUCAAAGGAUGGAAGAUUGACAGGAAAGAGGGAAGUGCCAGUGGUGUUACACUGCUUGAAGCUCUAGAUUCCAUCCUCCCUCCCAGCCGACCCACAAACAAACCACUGCGCCUUCCUCUGCAAGAUGUGUACAAAAUUGGAGGCAUAGGCACAGUACCAGUUGGAAGAGUGGAAACUGGUGUCUUGAAGCCAGGCAUGGUUGUGACAUUUGCACCUGGAAACUUGAGUACAGAAGUAAAGUCUGUUGAAAUGCAUCAUGAGGCUUUAACAGAAGCUUUACCUGGUGACAACGUAGGAUUUAACGUCAAGAAUAUUUCUGUUAAAGAUGUCAGGAGAGGCAAUGUAGCUGGUGACAGCAAGAAUGACCCUCCAAUGGAGACUGGAGUUUUCACUGCUCAGGUUAUCAUUCUCAAUCACCCUGGAACAAUCAAUGCUGGCUAUGCCCCAGUCUUGGAUUGUCACACAGCUCAUAUAGCCUGCAAGUUUGCAGAGCUGAAGGAAAAGAUUGACCGUAGAUCAGGAAAGGCUCUUGAGAAUAACCCCAAAAGUCUGAAGUCUGGAGAUGCUGCCAUUGUCGACAUGAUUCCUGGAAAACCAAUGUGUGUGGAAUCAUUCCACGAAUACCCUCCACUUGGUCGAUUUGCUGUUCGUGACAUGAGGCAGACAGUGGCUGUUGGUGUCGUUAAAGCUGUAGAGAAGAAGGCGGCAGCUGCAGGAAAAGUGACAAAAUCUGCCCUAAAAGCAGCCAAGAAGUGAUCUUUUUCAAUAGAAAAACAAAUUCUAAGUUAUUCUGUGCUGUAAAAAGGUUAAAUAAACGAGCAACAUUGUA
This is a messenger RNA of Rana temporaria (common frog), 1527 nucleotides long. Its product is annotated as elongation factor 1-alpha, oocyte form. The coding region runs from base 69 to 1454 and encodes 461 amino acids. The record is from RefSeq and is a predicted model, not a curated record. Lineage: Eukaryota; Metazoa; Chordata; Amphibia; Anura; Ranidae. The transcript has 7 exons. Gene Ontology annotation, molecular function: translation elongation factor activity; GTPase activity; GTP binding. Gene Ontology annotation, biological process: translation; translational elongation.